Molecule: messenger RNA, 1980 nt
Organism: Chinchilla lanigera (long-tailed chinchilla)
Lineage: Eukaryota; Metazoa; Chordata; Mammalia; Rodentia; Chinchillidae
Gene: Pick1
Product: protein interacting with PRKCA 1
Exons: 13
Coding region: 316-1557 (413 amino acids)
Biological process (GO): dendritic spine maintenance; intracellular protein transport; regulation of Arp2/3 complex-mediated actin nucleation
Cellular component (GO): synaptic vesicle; postsynaptic early endosome; postsynaptic density
Molecular function (GO): phospholipid binding; protein kinase C binding; protein domain specific binding
Source: RefSeq, a predicted model, not a curated record
ACCGCCAGGUGGAAACGGCAGGUGGGUUCAGGUGCCAGCCUGGCCCGGGCCCGGCUCUGGGACUGAGUCUUCCGGUCAGUGACACCGGCAGCUCCCAAGGGCCUGGAGACCCGUUGGCCAGGCUUUGGCAUCUGAGCUCAUCGCCCUGGCCUGGAGUUCUCCUCCCCUGUACCUAGUAAGGAUCACCUACCCACCUCCGCCACUCCGAGACUCCCCCUCCGCGAGUCCAGGGGAGAGGAGGAGCGACCUGCUGGGCAGUUCCCCAUUCCCCCACCGAGCUGGGCAGUUAGCCAGCCCACCCCAACUCUCGGAACCAUGUUUGCAGACUUGGACUAUGACAUCGAGGAGGAUAAACUUGGGAUCCCCACUGUGCCUGGGAAGGUGACCCUGCAGAAGGAUGCUCAGAACCUGAUCGGCAUCAGCAUUGGAGGGGGGGCCCAGUACUGUCCUUGCCUCUAUAUUGUCCAGGUGUUCGACAACACUCCUGCUGCCUUGGAUGGCACUGUGGCCGCUGGUGACGAGAUCACCGGUGUCAAUGGCAAGUCAAUCAAAGGGAAGACUAAGGUGGAGGUGGCGAAGAUGAUUCAGGAGGUGAAGGGGGAGGUGACCAUCCACUACAACAAGCUUCAGGCGGACCCCAAGCAGGGCAUGUCCCUCGACAUUGUGUUGAAGAAGGUCAAGCACCGGCUGGUGGAGAACAUGAGCUCGGGCACGGCUGACGCCCUGGGCCUGAGCCGGGCUAUCCUGUGCAAUGAUGGGCUGGUGAAGAGGCUGGAGGAGCUGGAGCGAACAGCCGAGCUGUACAAAGGGAUGACAGAACACACCAAGAACCUCCUCCGGGCCUUUUAUGAACUGUCACAGACCCACCGGGCCUUUGGGGACGUGUUCUCUGUGAUUGGGGUGCGGGAGCCCCAGCCGGCGGCGAGUGAGGCCUUUGUGAAGUUUGCUGAUGCGCACCGCAGCAUUGAGAAGUUUGGCAUCCGGCUGCUGAAAACCAUCAAGCCAAUGCUGACAGACCUGAACACGUACCUCAACAAAGCCAUCCCCGACACGCGGCUCACCAUCAAGAAGUACCUGGACGUGAAGUUCGAGUACCUGUCCUACUGCCUGAAGGUGAAGGAGAUGGAUGACGAGGAGUACAGCUGCAUUGCCCUGGGCGAGCCGCUGUACCGCGUGAGCACCGGCAACUACGAGUACCGCCUGAUCCUGCGCUGCCGCCAGGAGGCGCGCGCGCGCUUCUCGCAGAUGCGCAAGGACGUGCUGGAGAAGAUGGAGCUGCUGGACCAGAAGCACGUCCAGGACAUCGUGUUCCAGCUGCAGCGCUUCGUGUCCACCAUGUCCAAGUACUACAACGACUGCUACGCGGUGCUGCGCGACGCCGAUGUGUUCCCCAUCGAGGUGGACCUGGCCCACACCACACUGGCCUACGGCCCCAGCCAGGGCGAGUUCACCGACGGGGAGGAGGAGGAGGAGGACCCGGCAGCCAAAGAACCUGCCCGAGACCCGCGCGGGGCCGCCGGGCCCCUGGACAAGGGUGGAAGCUGGUGUGACUCCUGAGCGCCCCGCCCCCAGGCCAGAUCUGGGGGGUCGGGCUCAGAAAGGCCUGCGGGCCUCCCGCUCCUCCGUCCUGCACACGGCGGGCCUGGGCUCCUGCUGGACAGCACCACCCCUUUCCUUCCGCCUCCCCAGCCCAGGGAGAGCGUGGCCUCCGGACCCGUCUAGAGGGAGAGGCAGGAAGAAAGACAGCUGAAGGGGCAGAAGUCCAGGGCCGGCCCUGCGGGCGCCUCUGUGCGCCCCUCGCCUGCCCGGGCAAGGGCCAGGUGGAUGCGAGGUGGAGGCCUGCAUCUCACACUGCGCGGCGGCCCCACGCACCUCGGCAGCCUUUAUUUAUUUUGUUCCCUCAGCUCUGCCACUUCUGGAGAAGGGCUGGGCUCAGGGCCUGUACUGAAUAAACAAACCCAGGCGAGCCGCCGGACUCCA